Messenger RNA from Cydia splendana, 471 nucleotides. RefSeq names its product small ribosomal subunit protein eS26 (gene RpS26). The record is from RefSeq and is a predicted model, not a curated record. Gene Ontology annotation, molecular function: mRNA binding; structural constituent of ribosome. Gene Ontology annotation, cellular component: ribosome; cytosolic small ribosomal subunit. The coding region runs from base 90 to 437 and encodes 115 amino acids. Lineage: Eukaryota; Metazoa; Arthropoda; Insecta; Lepidoptera; Tortricidae. Gene Ontology annotation, biological process: translation. The transcript has 3 exons.
GUUGUCAUUGUCAAUGGUCGGAAGUGGUUCUUGUCUAUAACCUCUUUCUUUUCCGUCGUUCUUCGUUUACCGAAACAGAGGUUAUAAUCAUGACUCGCAAACGCCGUAAUGGAGGACGAGCCAAGCACGGCCGCGGCCACGUGAAGGCUGUGCGAUGCACCAACUGCGCGCGCUGCGUGCCUAAGGAUAAGGCUAUCAAAAAGUUCGUGAUCAGGAAUAUCGUGGAAGCGGCUGCCGUCAGAGAUAUUAACGAAGCCUCAGUAUACAACUCAUUCCAGCUGCCCAAGCUGUACGCGAAGCUCCACUACUGCGUGUCGUGCGCGAUCCACAGCAAGGUGGUGCGCAACAGGUCCAAGAAGGACCGCCGCAUCCGCACGCCCCCCAAGAGCAACUUCCCGCGCGACAUGUCCCGCCCGCAGAACGCGCAGCGGAAGUAGGGAGUUUACUUUUAAUUAAAAAAAUGUAAAAGUU